Messenger RNA from Vairimorpha ceranae, 375 nucleotides. RefSeq names its product u1 small nuclear ribonucleoprotein. The transcript has a single exon. Bases 1 to 375 code for a protein of 124 amino acids. Gene Ontology annotation, molecular function: zinc ion binding. Lineage: Eukaryota; Fungi; Microsporidia; Nosematidae. The record is from RefSeq and is a predicted model, not a curated record.
AUGAAAAAAUACAAAUGUGAAAUAUGCAAUAAAUAUUUAUCUAUUAACACUUACAAAUCAAGAAAAAUGCAUAUAAAUGGAUCUAAACAUAAGCUUCUUAAAGAGACAUAUUUUAUGGAAUUAAUGGAGCGUAAUGACAUUAAAAAUAAUAUAAAAUCACACAAAGCACGAUUAGGAAAAAAUUAUGAAUUUUUUUUAGGUAAACAGAAUUAUGGAUUUAGACUACCGCCAUGUACAUUUAACAAAGACUUUACUAUUCCGCCUUGUCCUAAGAAUUUUCGACUUCCUAAAUUUUUCGAUUUUACCGACGCAGCUAAUUUCUGCUCAGAUAUUAACAAAAAUUUGCAAAACAUAUUAGAAAAAAACUUCGAUUAA